Molecule: messenger RNA, 1936 nt
Organism: Vitrella brassicaformis
Lineage: Eukaryota; Vitrellaceae
Source: the annotation of a GenBank genome assembly
UGAGCGAUCACUUAAUGAUUGACAAAACACGGGGAGGGCGGGAGUAUUGUUGGCAAUCAAUGUCUCCGUCUCGCAACGCACACUACUGCAUAGCGGCCAGCCAGCACCAGACUUCAUCCAUCCAUCGCUCAUUCACAGCAAAUCUCGCGAGGCCUCGUACGUCUUGUUGGGAUCAUACUGAGCACAGAAACAGACACAACAGAGAGAGACGCACAUGCAAGAUGUGAUGUGCUCGCGUGUGAGUCCCCGAGUGCUACAUCUCUCGACUGACCACUUCCCAAGUAGAGGCCGGGUAGAUGUGUUUGUUCCUCUCGUACCAUUUCCGGUCCACUAUCUUGCCUGCGUGCGACUGCACACACGCAGCAUUCAGGAAACGAAGAGGCAGCGACACUCCACUCCCUGACUCAGGGACGUUUUGGUGUGUGUAUGCGCGUGUUGUGUGCUGCGGACCUCGUCUUUCUCGACCCGGACGUCAGCGUAUAUGCGGAUGUCGUCAGGCACGUCGAAGCGGAACAGGGGACCGGUCUUGCCACGCGCCUUGUUCUUGAUCAGAUCGUAAAAGGUCACCGUCUGCGCACACAAUAAGGCCACAAAGUACGCCAUCGACACCCGAUGUUGGCUACUCUCUUGGACUUGACAUGACUGGCUGACAUACGUACGUGUGGCAGUAUGAGGUCCUCCUUGAUGUACAUGAGGUUGUCAGUGCCCACUUGGCGCAGCUCGGGGAACUCCACCUCCAGGUUCUUUCGACACUGAUCCAGAAAACUCCCAAUCGUUGUCCCUGCAGACACGCAUGUAUCAAUCACCAACACCCACCCACCCACCAUGCACUUCUUUCUUUUCUCCCGUCUGUCUGUCUGUCUGUGUGUCUGUCCAUAGCAACGCACCUUUGGUUAUUCUGAUGAUCCUCCUGUGGCCCGAGCCGUCCCAAUACGAAUACGUCACCUCCAACACCUCCUCUGAACACACACACAGAACAGACAGAGGCGCCUCACCUUCAGCCACGUAUUUAUGAAUGCGCCUCACCCACCUUUGAUUCUCUCCUGCUCGCGUACGUACUCCUCAAUGAGCUGCUGGCGGUGCGCAGCCAAUGCGGCGUCGCGAUCAGGGUCCUGAACAGCCCAACACACGCAGGUAUCCACCCGAUGGGCUUUCUCUUUAGAGAUUGCGGCGUACCGGGAGCAUGUCGGUGUUGACGUGUGGGUCUUUUCCCAAGUGCUUCUUCCCCGCCGCCUUGCGGAUCUCCUGCUCUACCUCCUGGUCAGCUGCAGACAGACAGACAGAAUGUGCAGCAUGAGCGUGUCCGCAUCGAGCAUGUGCAUAGGGAAGUGGCUGACCUUGGUCGUCAGCGUCCUCUCCGAACGACAGUUUGCUGAGCUUCGUCUUGCCCUUGCGGCGGGCAGCGCGCUCCUUCUCCUUUUCCUCUCUGAAUGACAAAGGCGCACAGACAGUGUCGUGUGGACGGACGGACGAUGCAGCGCUGUCUUCAUUGAUUGUCGGUUCGCUCACUCUUUCUGCCGCUCGUGCUCUUCCAUGAGGUCAGUGAUCUUCUUGCGCUUCUCACGAAACUCCUCAGCCGACACCAAACCGAUGGUCUCUUGCUUGAACCUGUAGACACGCACACCACACCGACACACGUCAGCUCUGCCUCUCAAUCCACCUUUUGACGCUGACCGCACGAACUCACUUUUCCUCGAGCGCUUCAGCGUGUGAGCCUCCGAACUUGCUGUCGAUGGCGGAAAAGGUGCGUUUCUUGGUUUCGUUUUCAAUCUUCUCCUUGGCCUGUUCCAUCUCCCGCUGUAGCUUCUCGCGCUGCCUGAGGAGGAGGAACGCCCGUCCACCUUCGGACGAGUGGAUGGUCUGCAGCAUGCUAUUGGCGCUGUCAUAGCGAGGGUCAAAUGACGUCUUCAUUGCGAGGAAGUGGGAGAAGUUGGUU